CAGAGCUCAGAAAGUUCUAUCACCGGGGUACAGUCCAAUGGGCUGAUUCCCACUGUGUACUUCAUAGGCUUCGGGUUGGUGUUGUUCAAGCCAACAUCUCAGAUCUAACACAUUCUUCUACCUUUGGGUGCACAAGAAUACUUGACAGCAUUCCAGUACAACACUCGGGUCAUCUUAGACAUUGGAAGAAACAAAACCUCACAGACGUGAAGAAUAUGAUGCCAAAUAGACCACAGAGAGUAAAGUCUGAGAGCGGAGAGAAGAAGGACGGCAAGAGUCAGCUGAUAACUGGUGUGCUAACAAAAUGGCAUCUGUGAACAAGAGCAUUGAUGUGAAAAAAGACAGACUGAGCAGAAAGCAGCUUCUGGAAGAAAUAAACGAAAAGCGUGAGUCCUACUGUCAGGUGGAGAGAAGCAAUCAGGUCAGCUUCCUGCGAGUUCAGAAGAGGCACUUCAGCCAGGCCUACCAGUCUUUAGAUUGUAUGAACGUCAAAGAGUCUGUUCCUGAAAGUGGCAGGACCUCCUGGGUCGGUCGGGGCCUCUUUGUUCGCAAGGAGAGAAGGCACUUCCCACCGAAAAAUAAUGCCAUAUUUGGAUAAAGUACAUGUCCAGAGACCACACAAUAAAUUCUCUUCCAUCAGUC
This is a messenger RNA of Peromyscus maniculatus bairdii (prairie deer mouse), 642 nucleotides long. RefSeq names its product spermatogenesis associated 45 (gene Spata45). Lineage: Eukaryota; Metazoa; Chordata; Mammalia; Rodentia; Cricetidae. The record is from RefSeq and is a predicted model, not a curated record.